ACAUACGAAGGAAAAAGAUGAGAAGAUACAGAGCACAAAAAGAACACAAACACAAAAACCAGGUGAAAAGAGAAGGCGCUCGGGGGUCAGAACUAGAGAGAGAGAGAGAGAGAGAGAGAGAGAGAAUUCAUAUCUGGUUCGGUGUUCCUUGCAUGUUUCUCUGUUCUCAAGGACUCCUUUUUCGGGUGGAGAAAAUAAGACUCUGCAAGUUUUUCUAGCUUAUAUCGCCGGCGGUUGCGGUGAAAUUUUCCGGCACUGUGGUUAGUCCUCUGGAAGUUUUUAGAUUUUCGAGACAUAUUGGCUAGUGAAUUAGAUUUCAUGAGAGAAGAUAAAGGUUAUGGAUAGAAGCAGAGAAACUAGAAGAUCAAAAAUGGUUGCUUUUAGUGGAUUGUCAAGAAGGCAACACAUAAGUACCCCUCAUCGAGAUUCUCCUGAAGAGGAUGGGCAUAUAGAGUUGCAAGAAUCAGCGAGGCUAAGAGAUCGAGAUUUGUUGAAUAGGAAUAAGCGGAGACCAGGAGAUGGGUUGGUGCUAGGGAUUAGCAGAGAAGAAGCGGAAGAAACAACGGAAGAGAGCGCCUGUGAUGAAGAGGACUAUGAAAUUGAUGACGGUAGAGUGUCUCGGAUGCUUCCUCCCAAUGCAACAUCCUCUUCCUCGGUGCUUCCAAGCCACAGCCACCGGAAGAGCCUGCCUCCGACGGGAGUUGGUUUGAGACAAGUGCCAUCUUUGAAGGUCCUUGAUGAAAUGAUUGGUGUGUCUGUACCGAGGAAGGCUCGCUCAGCUUCUGUGAAAAGGUCGCACGAGAGUUGGGUUUCAGGAAAUGGUGGAUUUGGGGAAGACCUCAAACACCGGCGAGCUUCCACUUCAUCGGUGAGUCGGAGCGCUGAGGCUUCGCCACCUUCAUCGUCGGACAUUUCAGUUAGAAAGAAGAUGAAACUCAAUGGACCCAAGACUCGUUUUUCCAAAGUGUGGAAAUCUACGGUCCACGAGGAUAUCGAGAUUGAGAUCGCAGAGGUUUUGUAUGGGUUAAUGAAGCAAUCACAGGGCUCCAAGGAGGAGAAUGACGCUGAAAAUUCUUUGCAGAAGCUUGAAUCUAAGGAUGCAAAUGGUGCUAUUCACGAUUCCAAGUCAUCCCUGACCCCAGUCUCUGUCCAGAGCUCGUUUUUCUCCCAAAACAGUAGCCCUACGACCGAUCCCAUCCUUGCUUCAAAGAAGCGAAAAUUAGAGGCUGAAUCGGCAACAUUCCAAAACAGUUCAAUUGCUUCUUCAGUUAAAGAUGAAAGCGAGCAGCCUGUGAAAAUGGAACUUGUUUCACCAAAAGUGGAGAAAAUUUCAACAUAUAAUGUGGAACCUUGUGAAGAUUCGCGUAAUACGGGUGAUUCUCGAGCUGCGUCCAAGUCACCAGAAUUGCAAGAGGAGGUAAUUAAGCAAGUGGAUUCUAAAUCGGCGAUUGAAGAACCUGGAGUUGCUAGCGACGAAAAAUCUGUGUCACCAGAGGAGGAAUUGGCUUCCUGCACUAAAUUGGAUGUUGAUUUCCAGGAUUCAACAGUGAAAAAAGCCAUUUCAAAUACAUCAGAAGUAGAGGGCCAGCGCAAGGAGACGUUCAAGAUCGAUUUGAUGGCACCUCCUCCUAUGGUAUCUUCUCCAGAACGAGAUGGCUUUAUUGAUUUGUCAUCGGAUCCUAAGCACACUUCCGAGGAUGUGGAAAUGAAGACAGAAAAUAAGGUUAAAAACGAAGAACAGGUACAAGAAUCGGUGAAGGAAGCAGCAGUUGCGGAAGUUAAAGAUAAGAAGAUAAAGGUAAUUGGAGAAAAGCCUAAAUUAAAGCUUGAUCUGGAGAAGCUGGAUCACGACUGUAGCAAUGACGAUGCUACCAAAUUACAGCAGAAACAACCACCUAAAGCUGCUAUUUCUAAAUUGGAGACAACUGUUGAAUCCAGCUUAGCGCAUUUACCAGUUGCUGUAUCUAGUUGGCCAAGUGGUCUUCCGCCUUUUGGAUACAUGCCUCCCUUCCAGACAGUCGUGCCCAUGGAUGGGACUACUGGAUCAUCCACAGCAACACAGGGGCAGCCUCCUCGUUUUCGUCUUACUCAACCUCGCUCGAAGAGAUGUUCUACCCACCAUUAUAUUGCUAGCAACAUUUGCUUGCAUCAGCAAUUCACAAAGAUGAACAAUUUCUGGCAACCAGCAGCUGGCGCCGCAACUGUUCAUGGAACCAAACCCAAUAAUGCCAAUGCCAUGUCUUCAAUGGAGAAUAUGAUUAUUAGAAAUCCAUUGCAAGGGAGCUUUCCAGUUGUGAAUGCCAAUACUGCCCGGGACAAAGGGCAGGUUGUGGCAAAUUUUCCAGUUUUAACUAGGAAAGAUAGAAAUGUUGAGGGGGCCAACUGCAUAGACACAGCACAGAAAAAGCAGCUUGUGCUUCAUCAAUCUCCACAGCCAGCCUCAGCUGGUAAUUUGAUGCAUGGCCCUCCCUUCAUCUUCUCUUUUACCCAGCAUCAAGCACCAGUAGCAGCUACAGGAAUUCAAACUGGGCCUUCUAAAUCUGCCGCCUCUGUCAACAACACAUCAUUAUCUGGUAAUGCAAUAGCCGGAGUUCCAACAAAUUCUUCAGCAUUGCCAGCAGUAGCUGCAGCUUUGAGAUUUAGUUACCCAAAUUUGGCAGAAAAUAAAGCCUCAUACUUGACAAUACUUCCUAACAAUGGUUACUCAUUCCCUAUUUCCACUCCCAUUGGAAUCCCGCCAGCAAUCACAGGUGGAAGUUCUGCCUCAGCAUUGCCUUUCUAUAAUGGGUCUUUCUACUCAUCUCAGAUGCCAUAUCCCUCCCAGCUCCAGCAGCAACAGUCUCACUCUCAGCCUCUGGUCCAACCAGUUCGUCAGAAUGCAAGCUCAUUGAGUGGCUCAUCAUUAUCCCACAAACAACUGCAAACUCAGCAGCCCCGGGGCACACAGGUUAGUGGUAAUAACUUUUUGACCUCAACAACUGUGCAGUCACAGAAGCAACAGAAGCAGCAUGUGCUAUCCCAUCAACCUCGGAAGCUUGAAAAUGAGAGUGGGGAAGCUAGCCCAACAAUUUCUGACGCCCGCGCCUUGCACUCUCAAAAGAGUGUUCAUGGCCAGAUAUUCAUGGUUCCUCUUCAGCCAAACUUCACUUUAAUGCCCUCAACAACUCUUGGUGUGAGUGGCGCUGGCAAUCAUGGUGAGAAGCAACAACAACAUCAAUCACAGGACAAGGGUUUGAAGAGUGGAGUAGAUAUGGUCCCUUCUCAAGCAUUUGCAUUGUCAUUUGCCUCUUUCAAUGGAAGCAACACACCUUCAAACCUGAACUUCUCAUCCAUGUCACAAAAUCCUGCGAUCUUACAAAACCUUCCAGACAUGACUUGCCAGGAGUACCAGGUUGUAUCUGCAUCCCAAUCCACACAAAAUAAGAAUCACCAGGUAUCUGAAGGGAAGACUGGAGCCAAUGCUGCCAAUCCUGAUGAUGGAAAAAUGGCCAUGGUGGGAAAGUCACCGGGUAUUGGGCAAGAACUUAAUUUUGAUAAUUCAGCUAGAACUCUUAACUUUGCGUCUUCUCCUUUCACCGGGAACUGGCCUGCUUGCCCCAUCAUUUCAACCACAAAUUCUUCAGUUGCUGUUAAUUCUUCAAAUUCCCAGCAGCACCAAUUACUUCAGCUUCAAAAGCAACAUAUUUUGCACCAACAGCAACACCGACCUAAUGGAGCAGCUCGAAGUAAAACACUGAUGACUAACAGUCUGCCUUCAUCUUCCAUUGGUUCCAAAUUUUCAAAUAACCCUAUACUUUCAGAAAGUUUAGCCCAAAGCAAUAGCUCUCCCCAAAAUCCCCAGUGGGCAAACUCACCAAAGACCCCAACCACUCAAGCUCCUCUUACCCCACUCAUGGUUUCAAACACCCCAACUCUUAAUGUUACUCAGCAGCAAGGAAGAGCUCCACAAGGCCAGAUAUCUUUUGGGCGAAAUUCCAAGUCUAAUUUAGCACCACAAGGGCAACAAAUGCCUUCUAGCAACCAGUCUCCCCUGUUAGUUGCUGGUGCUCCACCUAUAGGUAUCUUGAGAACAACUUCAGCAAAUGCCAAGGGAGCUAAUUCAUCAGUUCCUGUAUUGCAAUCGCAACAUGGUGACAAUUCUUUGACUGGGAAUGGCCAGAAAAACUCCCCAGUAUGUGGUAGGAAUGUGCCUUCGAUCUUAAGUGCUUGUCCCAGUCACCUUUCGGAGCUAAAGUACUAGUAUCCAGCUGAAUGGGAGUCAUGUUCUGCAAAUUGCAAUUCCUGGUUCUAUCGGGUAAUUUCAUGAAGGAGCAUGUAGAUGGUGUGGUUGCACCUUACUUCUGAGUCCAUUGUCUACCGUUUGCUGGCUAAUUUGAUGGUAUACCAUUUCCUUUCCUGUGUCCAAGUCCAUGGCAGCUGAAGCUGCAGAACUAUAAUGGGCUUACAUUGUAUGCAGUUCAACCCUUGGCGUCAGAUCCUGGCAUAAUUCAUUCUUGUUGGAGGAUAAGAUUUGAGUAUAUGUAUCUGACAAGACCUAUCUGGCAAGGAAGAAGAGUUACAGAGGCUACUGAGAGGUAGAUUUGUCACUGCCAAAUUCCCCCAAUCUACCUGCUGCUAUGAAUUGAGGCGGAAAUGGGUGAGGAGACUGCCAGACUAAGACUGGUAUUGGAAGGGAGAUGGACCUUUCAUUAGGCCUUACAAGUUUUGACGUUAAUUUAGUUGGGAGCUACCAAAUACUGCGAAUUUAGGUUGGUAAAAGCUAAUGUUCUAAAUGUUACGCCCAUCUGUAAAUAUGAUGGUAAUUUGUAGUAUACAGAACAUUCUAAAUUCAGCCUUUUCAAUUAUUGCUGGUAAAAGCAUUUUAGUGCGGUUCUCUUUCCAA
Hevea brasiliensis (rubber tree) is the source of this 4882-nucleotide messenger RNA. Its product is annotated as protein TIME FOR COFFEE. The record is from RefSeq and is a predicted model, not a curated record. Gene Ontology annotation, biological process: regulation of circadian rhythm. Gene Ontology annotation, cellular component: nucleus. NCBI's taxonomy places the organism in Eukaryota, Viridiplantae, Streptophyta, Magnoliopsida, Malpighiales, Euphorbiaceae. The coding region runs from base 338 to 4240 and encodes 1300 amino acids. The transcript has 12 exons.